AUGCAUUUAGAUACGCCAGUUUUUAAAAGUUCUUACAUGCAUAUUUUACACGAUGCUGCAACGACAGCGAUGCCUCCUGCAACGUAUUCAGGUAUUUACAAUCCAGUAAAUACAACGAUACACAACGAAAUGGAAAAUCGAAACAUAUUUAAUAUUGAAAAUGAAAGUUUUGUUAGUAAACAACAAAAUAUAAAAAACGAUUUGACUUUAAAUUUUGAUUUUGAAACCGGGGAUGAAAUUUCCGAUACGAAAUCGACAAUUUUUUCACACGAAGAAGAUGUGGAAAGGAAAAAACUUGAAAAUUUUCAAGAUGUUUUUUUCGUACAGCCUCCCUUUCGACCAUUUUCAUCUCCUCCUUCAAGCGUUUUGUCUUCAUUACCCGCUUUAUCCCCAGAUGAAGACAUACCUAAUUUAACCGGACUUUUCUCAUCGAAACCUUGCAAUUUAGAACCUGAAUUUGUCGAAAUGCAAAAUGAUUUUCAUGACUAUAAAAAUUUUCCGAUAAGUGAUUAUAAUAUGAUCGAAGAAACCGUUCGUAACGGUAAUAUUUUCAUGCCCAUUCACAAUCCACCCGUAAUGCCUAAUUUAAUUAAUAAUAAUAAUAAUAAUAAUAAUAAUAAUAAUAAUAAUAAUAAUAAUAAUAAUAAUCAAUAUCCGAACGUUGACAUACAAGAAAAUUUUACAACGAAUUUCAUGCAAAUCCCCCCCUCCGAUAAUAAUCAACCUGAUGUUUUUCACAAUUUACUCAAUCAAAUGGAAAAUACAAUAACCGUAUCACAUAUAAAAGAAUCGGCGGAAAAAACGACGAACGUUUUAAAAAAUGUUAGAUUUCAAAAAAAUAAUUACACUUACAUAAAUAAUAAUAAUAAUCAUUAUUCUGAUCAAACACAUCAAAUCCCGCAAAAAAUGGAAGAAUUUUUACCACUUUUAAAUUUCAAAUCGGAAUAUCCAAUCGAUGGAGAUUAUAUUACAACGAGGACGAUAAAUAAUUUAUCUGAUUGUGAUGUGAAAGUGAAUAAUAAUAAUAAUAAUAUAUUUGAUAAUGAAAAUUGUUGUCAUAUUGAAAAUAAUAUAAUGGAUGGGAAAAUUUUUUUCCUUGAUCAAAAUCAAGAAUUUGAUGAUAAAUAUCGGACAUUGGAUGGUUUAGUGAAUGCUCAACAAGAUUUGAAAGGGAAAAUUAUAAAAAAAGUAAGAAGAAAAACAGACUGGAAAGAAAAUUUCGAAUCUGAUGGAUCUAAUGGAACUCAUAAAGAAAAUGAAACAGGUACCACCAACACCACCGCCCCACCACCACCACCAGUAAAUGGAAGAUCACUUAAAAGAGGUGCGAGAGCUGUUGCAAACUCAAGAAGUAUGAGGGGUGGAAGAAGAGCUAAAAGAAUUCGAACGACAUCACUCAUGGUUGGAGAAACGGAUUUAAAUUGUUUGAUAAGGACAUCAUCUACAAGUUUGGAAACGACAUUAAAUCAUUCAUACGAACAAAACGGAUGCUACGGUCAUCUUUCAGCAAGAACUUCUUCUAGUCACGAUGAUCUCCAACGACACGACGAUGAAUUAAAAGCGAUGAGAAAUUUAGAAAAAUCAUCUAGUCAAAAUUUAAAUAUAUUAAAUAAUCAUUUGGUCAUUAAACAAGAUGAUCAUUUGGGGGAUGAAAUUUUGACGAGUAAACAACCAUCGGUGAGCAGUACCGAAGUAAGCGACGAAGAAGAAACAAACGGUGUGCCUUUAAAAUGUAAAUGGAUGAACUGCGAAGAAAUAUUUCCAAAUCAAAUCACGCUCGUUAAACACAUAGAAAAAUGUCACGUCGAACAUAGAAAAGGUGAAGAAUUUGCUUGUUUUUGGGAAGACUGUUCGAGGCGUUCGAGACCGUUCAACGCACGUUAUAAACUUUUGAUACAUAUGAGAGUACAUUCUGGAGAAAAACCAAAUAAAUGUCCAUUCGAAGGAUGUACGAAAGCAUUUUCACGUUUGGAAAAUCUUAAAAUACAUCAGAGGAGUCACACGGGAGAAAGACCGUAUACCUGUCAGUAUGAAGGAUGUACAAAAGCAUUCAGCAAUAGUUCGGAUCGUGCAAAACAUCAAAGAACCCAUUUUGACACCAAACCUUACGCUUGUCAGGUGAUUGGAUGUACAAAACGUUACACAGAUCCAAGUUCACUCCGUAAACAUAUAAAAAAUCAUUCGGCUAAAGAACAACAGCAAGCGAGAAGAAAAACAAAAUUUUGUCAAGAAGAAAAACAAAUUCAAGAAGCAAAAUUAAAAUACGAAUUGACGAAAUAUAAUUCGCAAAUUUCGAUUCCGGAAACGAAUUAUUAUCCCAGGUACAAUUUCGAACCGGAAACGUACGAACAGGAAGCUUUGGUACCUUUUGUAUUUAUCGAUCCCUCAUUGGACAAUCAUUUGGAAUUAGAUUGCGAUAUCAAUAAUCAAUUAAUCAAUACGAUCGGUGAAUUCGAACAAAACGAAAUUAAUUUUUUCCCAUUUUCAUCAUGA
Molecule: messenger RNA, 2493 nt
Organism: Pediculus humanus corporis (human body louse)
Lineage: Eukaryota; Metazoa; Arthropoda; Insecta; Psocodea; Pediculidae
Product: zinc finger protein transcription factor lame duck, putative
Exons: 6
Coding region: 1-2493 (830 amino acids)
Biological process (GO): regulation of transcription by RNA polymerase II
Cellular component (GO): nucleus
Molecular function (GO): DNA-binding transcription factor activity, RNA polymerase II-specific; RNA polymerase II cis-regulatory region sequence-specific DNA binding
Source: RefSeq, a predicted model, not a curated record